Messenger RNA from Guillardia theta CCMP2712, 990 nucleotides. RefSeq lists its product as hypothetical. The transcript has a single exon. The coding region runs from base 1 to 990 and encodes 329 amino acids. NCBI's taxonomy places the organism in Eukaryota, Cryptophyceae, Pyrenomonadales, Geminigeraceae. The record is from RefSeq and is a predicted model, not a curated record.
AUGGCCCGGGGUCGACUGUCAUGGCAGGGAGGGUUGGGCGCCGCGGCGUUGGGUGUUGGGUGCGCAUGCUUGCUGAUGAUGAUAUCUUUGAGAGGGAUCACGCCGGGAGUCCGGCUGCAAUGCACUUCUGCUCUUGAUUGUGCGAGCAAGCGGUAUUUCAGAUUGCAGGCCAGAUCGAGGAAAGCAAGAAGAGCUGCGCUAGUCAUGAACCGGCAGGUUCACUUGGGCGUCUUAGGGAGAUCAGCUGACAUUGCUGAAAACAUUGGAGGGUCUUUGGCUGCUGUAGGUUCGAUGAGGAGAAAAACUCCCAAGCUGAUGCAAUCUCCAUUCGUCAAGACGCUGGGACCUGGCCCCGAGUCCCCAGAGAACAAUACAAAGACUGCGCCACUUGAAGCUAGCUUCACACGCGGCAAGGACUUGAAUUCUAUCUUUCAUCGUUCACUGUGGAAGCACAACGAUGAAAGUAAGACGCACCCUUUCCUUGUGUGGACUGCUGAUAAUCUGAAAACCGUCGAAUCGGAUUACGACGAUGACAACAAACUUAUUAUGAAUGGUGUUAACGUUGACGGCAGUGACAUGUUCAACAAAGUUAUUCCUCUCCCUGCAAUGAGAGGGGAGAGAAUCGCUCACUUGACCAAUGCCAGUGACGCUCAAACGGAGGAGGCCAAAAGCUGGAACAAACUUGCAUCUGUUGGAGUGAACGUUUACGGUUCGCUCUUCUCAGACCCAGUUGCUAAAGGAAGCCACUCGGACGGCCUGUCUGAUCAAGAGGAGUCGAAUGAUCCUUGCAACGAGGCCUACGUCGAUUCUGUCUCGGGGAUGCAAAAUGAGUACAAUUACUGGGACGACGAUCAUGUCAAGGACCCGUCAGAUGUUGCUCCCUUGGAGCGUGCAAGAGUAACCGUAUCCAACAAGAACUGGCAAAAGGCCGUUCCAAAUCCUGCAUGGCAGCCUUAUGCCAAGCUCUCCCGCUCAGGGUGUAAAAAGUAG